This is a messenger RNA of Scheffersomyces stipitis CBS 6054, 1690 nucleotides long. RefSeq names its product histidine--tRNA ligase (gene HTS1). The coding region runs from base 12 to 1622 and encodes 536 amino acids. NCBI's taxonomy places the organism in Eukaryota, Fungi, Ascomycota, Pichiomycetes, Serinales, Debaryomycetaceae. The record is from RefSeq and is a predicted model, not a curated record. Gene Ontology annotation, molecular function: ATP binding; histidine-tRNA ligase activity. Gene Ontology annotation, biological process: histidyl-tRNA aminoacylation; mitochondrial translation. Gene Ontology annotation, cellular component: mitochondrion; cytoplasm. The transcript has a single exon.
CGAAAAGAAGGAUGUCGACUGAAACUGCUGCCAGUGCUGCUGAAAAAAUAACCGGAGCCAAUGCUCUUGCUGCUGCCAAACCAACCAACCAGAAGUCUUCGAAGAAGUCCAAGAAGCAAGAUGCUCAGCAAUUUCUCUUGAAAACACCCAAAGGUACCAAGGACUGGUUUGACAAAGAUAUGGUUAUCAGAGAUGCCAUAUUUGGUUCGCUCACUUCGUUGUUCAAGAGACACGGUGGUGUAACUAUUGAUACUCCAGUAUUUGAACUUAGAGAAAUCUUGACGGGAAAAUAUGGUGAAGACUCCAAAUUGAUCUACAACUUGGAAGACCAAGGUGGUGAAUUGACAUCAUUGAGAUAUGACUUAACUGUUCCAUUUGCCAGAUUUGUAGCCAUGAACUCUAUCAGCUCUAUUAAGAGAUACCAUAUUGCUAAAGUGUACAGAAGAGACCAGCCAGCUAUGACCAAAGGUAGAAUGAGAGAAUUCUACCAAUGUGACAUUGACAUUGCAGGUAACUACGAUUCUAUGGUUCCCGACUCCGAGAUCUUGAGCAUCGUUUGUGAAGGUUUGACCAACUUGGGCAUCAACGAGUUCAAAGUUAAGUUGAACCACAGAAAGAUCUUAGACGGGAUCUUUGAAGCCUGUGGAGUCAAAGAAGAAUACGUGAGAAAGGUCUCGUCUGCUGUCGACAAGUUGGACAAAUUGCCCUGGGAAGCUGUCAAAAAAGAGAUGGUUCAAGAAAAGGACCAGCCUGAAGAAGUUGCCGACAAGAUCGGAGAGUUUGUCAAGGUCAAGGGUUCUAUUCGUGAAACCUUGUCUUUUUUGAAGUCCAGCGAAUUGUUAGCUAAUAACGCUUCUGCUCAGAAGGGUAUUGAAGAAAUGACUACCUUGGCUGACUAUGUCGACGCCUUUGGCAUUGGUGAGAAGAUCAGCUUUGACUUGUCGUUGGCUAGAGGGUUGGACUACUACACUGGUUUGAUCUAUGAAGCUGUGACUGAAGGCUCUGCUCCUCCAGAAAAUGCUGAUGAGUUGAAGUCCAAAGCCCAGAAGAAUUCCAAGGAUAAGGAAGUCGAUGAUGCUUCUGAAUACGUUGGUAUCGGUUCCAUUGCCGCUGGUGGUCGUUACGAUAACUUGGUAGGAAUGUUCUCCAACGGUAAAUCCAUUCCUUGUGUAGGUAUCUCUUUUGGUGUGGAAAGAAUCUUUUCAAUCAUCAAGGCAAGAGCUGCUAAACAGCUCGACAAGAUCGGCUCGGCGCACACCCAGGUGUACGUGAUGGCUUUUGGGGGUGGAGAAGGUUGGAACGGAUUCUUGAAGGAAAGAAUGGCUGUCACCAACCAAUUGUGGCAGGAAGGAGUAAAUGCCGAAUACUUAUACAAGGGCAAGGCCAACAUCCGUAAGCAAUUCGAUGCUGCUGAAAAGACUGGCGCUAAGGUUGCUGUCAUUCUUGGUAAAGAAGAGUAUCCAGCUGGCCAGAUAAGACUCAAGGUUUUGGGACAAGGCGCCGAAAGUGACGAAGGGGAAUUGAUCAAGGCUGAAAAUCUUGUUGAAGCCGUGAAGGCCAAGUUGGAUUCGUUGAAUCAAGACGGUUUGGACGACAUCACACGUUUGAUUAGAGCCAUUUAGAUGUACAUAGUCUCUUCUUAUCAUGUUUAUGAAACAACAAAUAAAGCAAUAUAAACUUCUUUCUGGUU